AACUGUAUCUGUGGUACUUCCUAAUGUCAUAAUCCAUCCAAUUCAUUUUCAUUUUAGGCUGAUUCUAAAUAAAAACAACAGUUUAGUAAAUACCUUAAUCAAGAUUUCAAGUGUUUGUCCCUCAAUCUAUCACUAUAAAUUUAAGUUCUACAAAUAAGUAAUCGCAUCAUGCAUGUUUGAUACGUUUUGGCUUUCUUUCACAUAAUUCACAAGGUUAACUUCUCCGUAAAUGGAAUGGAACUUUGAAGACAACAAGUAAUCAUGGGUACAAUUAGAAGAUCAUGGAAACUACAAGAAUUUGUCGCCCACAAGGCGAAUGUCAACUGUUUGGCCAUGGGACACAAAUCCAAUCAAGUCCUUGCCACUGGUGGCGAUGACAAGAAAGUAAAUCUUUGGGCCAUUGGCAGGCAAAGCUGUUUGAUGAGUCUGAGUGGGCACACAACACCGGUGGAAUGUGUAUGUUUUGGCCACUCUGAAGAUUUAGUCUGUGCUGGCUCACAGACUGGGGCACUGAAAAUAUGGGACUUGGAGGCAGCAAAGCUACUCAGAACAUUUACAGGGCACAAAGGAGCAAUAAAAUGUAUGGAUUUCCAUCCAUAUGGGGAUUAUUUAACUACAGGGUCUUGUGAUAACAAUAUCAAACUGUGGGACACAAGGAAGAGGGGCUGUAUUGUGACAUAUUCUAGUCACAGACUUGCUGUUAACAGUUUGCAGUUUAGUCCGGAUGGACAAUGGAUUGCUUCAGCAUGUGAAGAUGGCAUUGUAAAAGUGUGGGAUGUAAGAGUGGGUAAGGUCCUGCAGGAGUUCAGGGAGCACACGGCGGCUGUGACUUGCGUGAAGUUCCACCCCCAUGAGUUCCUCCUGGCCAGCUGCAGUAUGGACAAGACCGUCAACUUCUGGGACAUGGAGAAAUUUCUGUUGGUCUCUAAGUUUGAAAAGGAGAAUACAUCUAUUAGGUCUAUGGUGUUCAGCGAGGAUGGCACAACUCUUUUGGGAUGUGGCAAUGAUGGUUUACAUGUCAUUGGCUGGGAGCCUGCUCGAGUGUUUGACACUGUACACGGCUGUAACUGGGGUCAAAUACAUGACAUCACAGUUGCUCAUACACAACUCAUUGCUGGAUCCUUCCAUUCCACCUACGUGUGUUUGUCAGUGGUUGAUCUCAACAAGGUCCAUCCCUUUGGUGGACCGCCGCCAGUGGCACCACCUCCCAUACAAGAUCUGUCACCCUUCCAAAAAGGGCAGUCUGUUAGAAAAAGUUUCUCAAAGGAAAAACCAUGUAAAGAAGUGAUCCACAAGUCCACCCCCCUGGACGAGAAGACCAUGGAGGAGUCGACGUCGGGCACGGAGGCGGACGAGGGCGGAGCCGUCAUCUCCAACAUCCGAGACUACACAGAAAUCUUCCGCCCUUCCCGGGCAUUGAAUCGUACGCCACCACCAGAAAAUAGUUUAUCCUCUGAAGACUACUCUUUGCCAGCCGAGGAGGGGCUGACCUUGGGCUUGGGCGCGGGCGGCGGGCUGUGCGCGUCGCUGCGCAACCUCAUGCUGGACGAGCUGCCGCGCCCCGCGCCGCAGCCCUCGCCGCCGCAGCGCCACCGCGCCGACUACUCGCGCAUACCCACCUCCACCACCAAACCCGACUCGCUCACCAGGUCGGCGGAGAACACUAAAGAGGAUAACACAUUCACAGCGCCGCCCAAGGCUACCGCUCGGGACUAUGUCAUGCCCCAGACUCACGCCGCCAACUCGCUUAACCGACAUAACUCAUGUAAAGAAUCUAAAUCUACUGACAUGUCAUCGGCAAACCUAUUAAGAUCCAGCAAUAGUGAAAUGUCAUUAGUUCCACCGUCACUAGGACCACGGUCACUUUCGUUUACCAGGACUUCUUCAGAAACAACAAGACGACGAGUAGACAAUAUAGUGCGGGAAACCGUGGCCGUGUCUCGGCCUACAGAUACGGAUGAGCCGGAGUUCGUGCCCUUCGCCACGGAUAGACCCGUCGGCUUGGACCUCGACGAGUUUUUACCAAAAGCGCUAGACGGCACGCGGCGCGGCGUGCGCGGCGGCCCCGAGCCCAGCGAGCAGGAGGUGCUCGGCGUCAUGAUGCGCGGACACGACUCCAUGAUGGCCGUGCUCUGCGCCCGCCAGCGCUCGCUGCAGAUAUUCCAUUCAGUUCGGAUCAAUAAAAAUUUGAAAUCCGCCUUAGAAUCAGUAAUAGCACUGGAGGACACAUCAGUCAUUUUAGAUAUUUUGAACGUCAUGGCGAAUAAACCGUCACUCUGGAAUUUAGAUAUUUGCCUUUUAAUGCUUCCUAAAAUAUACGAAUUACUACAGAGCAAAUAUGAAUCGUACAUGCAAUGCGGCUGCAACGCCCUCCGGCUGAUCGUGCGCAACUUCUCGUCCGUGGUGCGCGCGAACGUGUCGGCGCCGGUGCGCACGCUCGGCGUGGACAUCCCGCGCGAGGAGCGCUACGCCAAGUGCGUGCAGAUCCACCGUCUGCUGGUCGACGUGCGCGCCUUCCUGCUCAAGCGGCAGACGCUGCAGGGCCGCCUCGGGGCCGCCUUCCGCGACCUGCACACGCUCAUGCAGCAGGGGCUCGACUGACCGACGCCGACGAGAUGACGUUAUACACAUAACAUAGACGACACCUGGCAGGCACGCAUGGUUGCGUGAUUAAUGGUAAAACAUCAGCAAGGCAAGUAUGGUCGCGCGAUAAAUGAUAAAACAUCUGGCCGUCCCUAUUGCACUUACAAAUAAUGCGAUAGGGACGGCCUGAUGUUUUAUCAUUUAUCGCCCGACUAUGCUUGCCUGCCAGGCCGUUCCUAUCGCACUAUUUGUAAAUGCGAUAGGGACGGCCUGAUUUCUUAUCAUUUAUCGCGCGACCAUGCUUAUAUGCCUGUAAUAGGUACAGUUAAGGCAAUAAAUAUGCACACAAAGUGCUAAAAAUAUGUAUAUAUGACCUUAUUCCGACACAUUGUGAUACGUGCAUUCAUAUUUUGGCACUUUGUCCAUGUCCAUCAUAUUUAAUAUCUGACUGUCCACCUACAUGGUUGGGCAUAAAGGGAGGUUUAGACUAGCGAGAAUUAUGACAUCUAAUCAAGUUUUGAAUUAAGUGUUCGUUAACAGUCGCCAAUGUGACGUAUACGUGCAAGUUCUUGCUCUUCUAAAGCUCACUUAACGUGAGUAUAGGUGUAGUGCAUAAUAGUUGUCAUUGUAUUUUCUCAGUAACUCUACUCUUCUGUGAACGUCAGUACUGUUCGUACCAAUACUGACUAUAAUAGCAUGCCAAGAUUGUGCAUAUCCAUGAAAAUAUUAUGGAAAAACAAUAUGAACUACACUAUAACUUUAUUUAUUUCUAUACAUAGAUACGAUGCAUUUUGAAGUGACCUUCUAAUUAAGUAUUAAAUUUAUA
This is a messenger RNA of Leguminivora glycinivorella, 3409 nucleotides long. RefSeq names its product katanin p80 WD40 repeat-containing subunit B1-like. The coding region runs from base 262 to 2601 and encodes 779 amino acids. Gene Ontology annotation, cellular component: katanin complex. NCBI's taxonomy places the organism in Eukaryota, Metazoa, Arthropoda, Insecta, Lepidoptera, Tortricidae. The record is from RefSeq and is a predicted model, not a curated record. Gene Ontology annotation, molecular function: microtubule binding. The transcript is spliced from 16 exons. Gene Ontology annotation, biological process: microtubule depolymerization; microtubule severing.